This is a messenger RNA of Cladocopium goreaui, 1122 nucleotides long. Lineage: Eukaryota; Dinophyceae; Suessiales; Symbiodiniaceae. The record is from the annotation of a GenBank genome assembly.
AUGGACAAGAAAUGGUCCAAGUUGCCGUGGCACUGCGUUACCCAGGAGUUUGCUGAGAAAAAACGACCAGUCAUCAUUGAGGAUGCCUGCUCCUCCUGGCCAGCAUCAAGCCGAUGGUCGCUCACUGCCCUCGAAGAGAGGUUUCGGCACAUCGACUUCAAAGUUGGGAAGACGGACAAAGGAAAGAAUAUCCAGCUGAAGAUGAAAUACUUCGUUGAUUACUGCCGUCACCAACAAGAUGAUAGUCCGCUCUACUUGUUUGAGACCAAAAUGGACGACACCAGUGCUAUGAGACAUUUGCUGGACGACUUUGAGAUGCCGGAUUUGUUUCCCCACGAUUGGUUGGCGCUCAUGAACCAUGAUGCCCGUCCGCCUCACCGCUGGUGGUGCAUUGGACCGAAGCGAUCUGGAACCACGGUCCACACCGAUCCUCUUGGAACUGCAGCUUGGAAUGCCGUGACCCACGGGGUGAAGCGCUGGGUCUUGUUUGAGCCGAGCACGCCCAAGAGAAUUGCCAAGGCCAAAGAUGUGGUGCAAAAAGGCGAAGAUACGGAAGCCAUUAUGUACUUCGACUUUUUGCUGCCGCGCCUGAAAGACGCGUAUCCCGAUGUGAGAUCCUAUGAAGGUUUGCAGCAUCCUGGAGACAUUAUAUUUGUCCCGGGGGACUGGUGGCAUGGAGUUCUAAACCUUGAGGACUGCGUGGCGGUGACGCAGAAUUACUGUGGCCCCGAUAAUUUUGACAGCGUCUGGUGCCGUGCCCGGAAAGAUCGCGAGAAGGUGGCAUACCUUUGGUGGCGAAACAUGCGGAAAUUCGCGCCGAGGCUCUAUGAAAGAGCUCUGGAGCUAAAUUCUCGUGACGGUUUUCGCAUGCGUCACAUGAGAGGAGCAGGAGAGAAGCUGGAUGACUCUGCUGACUCCAGCUCUGAUUCCUCAAGCAGUGACUCGACAAGCGAUGAUGCGGAAGACUUGACCGUGGAUGGACUACAAGCUAUCUUGGAUCCUGGUGUCAAGUUGGGGCUGACAGAAAGGAAGAGAAGUGUGCCCAUGGCUGAUGGGGAAGCAUUCACAAGUGCCACAUGGCGGCGCCGCUAUGAUUCGGCGGACAUGCCAAGUUGCGUGUGA